CUAGCCUUGAUAUACUCUCACUCGAACGUUCUCCUCAUCUCCCUCAGCCAGCGCCAUGCCCCACAUCGUCCUGCACCACCUGAACCAGUCGCGCUCCGAGCGCAUCUUCUGGCUGCUCGAGGAACUGAACCUCCCGUACGAGGUCAAGGUCCACUUCCGCACGCCGGAGGGCCGCGGCCCGCCGUCGCUCAAAGACGUCUCGCCGGUCGGCAAGGCGCCCGCCGUGACGGUCGACGGGCGCGUGCUCACCGAGUCCGGCUUCAUCGCGCACUACCUCCUCGCGCACCUGUCGCAGCAGUCCGGCAACGCCGACCUCGAAAGCCCGGCGAGCGACGACAGCAUAUUCUGGUCCCACUUCGCCGAGGGCUCGCUCAUGCUCAACCUCCAAGCGGCCGUCACGGCGAUGCGGGUGCAGCAAGGCUUCGCGGCUUACCGCUCGCUCUACCUCCUCCUCUUCUUCCAGCGGGGCGCGAGCGCGCUCUCCGACUUCCUGCAGAAGAUCGCGCAGAACAACGUCCGCCCGAUGCUCGGCGAGGCCGAGGCGUUCCUCGAGAAGCACCGCAACUUUUCGGGCUCGGACAAGAUCGGCGAGGGCGAUUUCUUGAUGUUCUACCCGCUCCACAGCAUCGCCAAGGGCGCGCGCAAGGGCCAGUAUGAGGUCGGCGACGCGACGAAGCGCUGGAUCGACAGCGUGCUCGCGCGGCCGGCGUACCAGCGCGCUGUGGCGCGUAUGGAGGAGGAGGAGAAGGCGCAGAGGGCUAAGCUUUAGGCUGGGGUGUACAAUACUUUGACUGAGAAGACAGGCUGAUGGCUACAUAUGUACACUGCUACAACGG
Cutaneotrichosporon oleaginosum is the source of this 836-nucleotide messenger RNA. RefSeq lists its product as uncharacterized. NCBI's taxonomy places the organism in Eukaryota, Fungi, Basidiomycota, Tremellomycetes, Trichosporonales, Trichosporonaceae. The record is from RefSeq and is a predicted model, not a curated record.